GGGAGUCCGCCCCGCUCCCCAGAACUUCCAGACAGCAGCCUGAUCCGCGCUGCCUCCCGGGGCUCCAGGCCCGGCCCUACAGCAGGCAGCCCGGCCCCGGGAGCCGGACCCCUUCCUCCGGGCCCGGGGGGCCCCCCACUUCCGGCCGAGGCCACCUGGGCUCAUCGCCCGGACGCGGCCUCCGGUGGUGAAAGCUGUGGGGGCCACAUUGGUCCUGGCCACGACGGCUGCGCGAGGACCUUCGAGCGUCGUCCCGGGCCGAUGUCCCAGGUGAGUGGCCAGCGCCCCCCUCGCAGCGAUGCGCCCCAUGGAGCCCCCAGCGCAGCCCCGGACCCAGCCCAGACCCAAUCCCUCCUGCCUGGGCUGGAGGUAGUGACAGGAUCCGUUCAACCUGCGGAGGCAGCGCUAGAGGAGGGCUCCCUGGAGGAGGCGGCACCCCCCAUGCCCCAAGGCAAUGGCCCUGGGGCUUCCCAGGCCCUGGGCAGCACUGACCUCGAUGUCCCCACAGAAGCUGUGACACGCCAGCCACAGGGGAACCCCUUGGGCUGCACCCCACUAGUGGCGAAUGGCUCUGGCCACCCCUCGGAGCUGGGCGGCGCCAGGAGGACGGGGAACGGUGCCCUGGGUGGCCCCAAGGCCCACCGGAAGUUGCAGACGCACCCAUCUCUCGCCAGCCAGGGCAGCAAGAAGAGCAAGGGCAGCACCAAGUCUGCUGCCUCCCAGAUCCCUCUCCAGGCGCAGGAAGACUGCUGCGUCCACUGCAUCCUGUCCUGCCUGUUCUGCGAGUUCCUGACGCUGUGCAACAUCGUCCUGGACUGCGCCACGUGCGGCUCCUGCAGCUCCGAGGACUCGUGCCUCUGCUGCUGCUGCUGCGGCUCCGGCGAGUGCGCCGACUGCGACCUGCCCUGCGACCUGGACUGCGGCAUCCUGGACGCCUGCUGCGAGUCGGCCGACUGCCUGGAGAUCUGCAUGGAGUGCUGCGGGCUCUGCUUCUCCUCCUGACCCGCGGCGUCCCCAGCGGUCCCACGAGGCUGGCCCGCCCCCUCCCCCGGGCCUCUCCCGCCCACCCCGCCCGCCCCACGCCUGUCCUCCUUGCUGGUUUCCCAGGACGACAGCACCUAAGACCUGGGGAGGGGGAGGGGGAGGGGGGACCCGCCCCUGGAUCAGCUGCCAGGGCUGCUGAACACUGUGAAAGUUGGGGGAGGGGGCAGGGACGUGGGGAGCCCGCGGCGCCAGGGCUGUGCGCUUUUCUACCUCUCACUGCCCCUGUGCCCGCCUCCCACGCGCGCCCCUCCCCCCGCCCCCCGCCCCGGCUUAGAGGACGACAAAAUGUGAAAAGAGACACCCCGCCCGACCUCAGCCAAGCCCCUCCCCAGUCUCCUCUCCUGGGGUCUGGUGGGGGUCUGACUCAUACAGUGACCCCAGAGGGCAGGGCUGGGCUUGGGCCCGGGACAGGGUGGUGGGAGGGGGGAACGAUACAGAAAAGACUGGAAGGGGAGAGGGAGGGAAUGGAGGGAGGGUCUGUUCUAUUUGUUGCUGUAAAUAAAGAUAUGUGUCCAUCUCAGAUUUCCUCAGGACUCAUGAGUAGCAGCCAUGGGCCACUGCUCUCAAAAGCAGACACUCCCACAAGCCCCUUACAAAGGGAUGAGGCUUCCUUCCCUGGUCUCUGGGGUCCCCUCCCUUGUUUCAUGUUCCUCCCUGAGGGAAGAAGGGAAGAGGGGCACCCACUCCCCACCUUUAUUUGCCUCUUCCUGCCAAAGGGACGGAGAUGCUCAGAAAGGGAAGGGUUAACCCUUGGCAUAGAAUUAAUUAACAACAGAUGUCUUGAGGUUUUGAUUAAUUAAUCUCCUGCUGACUCCAGCUUCUCCAAGCCAUGAUGGCUUCAAGGCAUAGGGGUGACGCCUAUGUCAGUGGCAGAACUGUGCCCGGGGAGGGGGCACCCGUAGGCCCCUGCACAGCCGGGGCAGCCCUGGGAGGCGAGUGUGGCCGGAGGGGGGUUCACGUGGCCCGGCCCCAGUUGUCCCCCACCAAAUUGCCAGGGGACCUGAGAUAGAAGAAAACUGUCAGGACUGGCGGGAGCCUCAGAGGCCGUGUGUCCAGUGCCUUUGGGUGCGGGGCCCAGACCUGAAAGCUGAGGCUGACAGUGGAGAGGGCUGUGUGGACCCAACCCCUCUCCACCCCAUCCUGGACCUGGAGGAAGCCAGGAGGGGUCCCAGGUGAGUGAGAGGACAUCUCAUGGUUGGACUUGGAUUGUCCUGAGGAAAAGACAUGGCUGAAGAAGGCCUUGAAAAGUGGAGACCUCAUGGGAAACUGGUGGGCGCUGCUUCCAGGAACAAAGGGUGGAGUGGCUCGGACGGAUUCUGGAGGGAGGAAGGGAGCUCAGGAAAAGGGCCAGAUGAAAUCUGAACUCUCCCAAGGAAUACCACACUAUGGAGCGGUCCAUGGCCUUGGGCGUGGGUUGCAGCGUCAGCAGGAGGAGGUGGCAAGAGGCAGGGAGGAGGAACCCCCCGCACCUCCCCGCAGCCCCCCACCCAUCCACACGCAUGGACGCAGGCCUCGUUUUUGCCAACACCAAGGGCUUCUGACCUGUGGGACCACAUAGGAAACCCACACAGAGAGGAAGUGACCUCCCCAGGGUCACAUUGUCAAGAUCAAAGCCAGGAGAGAAGCCCCAUCUUCUUGGCCCCCUCAACGUUCAUUUGUAUAUCUGUUCAUUUGUCUCAAGCUUUUUUCGUUUGUGUGUGUGUGUGUGUGUUUGCUUAGUUAUUGUAUGCUCAAAGCACAAAAGUUUCAAAAAUCUGUGCGUAUACAAGCA
Messenger RNA from Hippopotamus amphibius kiboko, 2815 nucleotides. It is a transcript of the gene MDFI, whose product is annotated as MyoD family inhibitor. The transcript is spliced from 5 exons. The record is from RefSeq and is a predicted model, not a curated record. The coding region runs from base 262 to 1002 and encodes 246 amino acids. NCBI's taxonomy places the organism in Eukaryota, Metazoa, Chordata, Mammalia, Artiodactyla, Hippopotamidae.